AUGGCUACAACAAUAUAUCAAUUUGAUCAAUUGAUUUCUAAAUCAUUGGAAUCACUUGUUGAUCAAAGUCUUAAUCUUAUUGAUAUUGGAUUGCUGAUUGGACAACAACAGAAUGAAACUAAAGCAACGUUUCUAUCAAUGAUUUCAACACCCAAACCAUUUGACAAUCAAAAUGUUGAAUACAAGACCACAAAAGAUAUUGAUGAUGUAUGGGUUGCAGAACAUUCUAGAUUAGUUUCAAAGAUGCUCUAUGGUGGAAUCAAUAUAACUGGAAUCUGUUUGAGUGUACCAUCCAUCAAUGUGGUAAACGAUGCCAACCUUGCACAGAUUUUAAAAUCAAUAAGAACAACACUUAUUCAAGAGAGAAGCUAUUUAACAAAUAUUAUUAAAACACUUUAUGUUUUAAUUUAUAUUAGAUCAACAAAACAAUAUAUUUUGAAAUCAAUUUCAAGUGCAUCAACAGACAACAAAUUCAAACAGAUCACCGACAUCAAAUUCACUCAGCCAACUCAAGACUUUUUAUAUCUAUCAUUAAAUACAACACUCAAUAUUAAAAUGAAAUUAAAUUCAAGUAAACAAUUUAAUGUUGAAAUGUUCAAUGAAAUGAAACAAUUGAUUGAAAAGAAUUUAUAUAGUCAACUAAAGAAAUCGAUUGUAUUUACGGUUGACAAUCAAUAUUGUCCAAUGGAUUCAACUGGAUCCACAGUAAAACUCUCAGAGUUUGCCAAUGGAAAGUCACCGAUCGUCGUUGUCGAUGCACUAAUGUCUGGCACUGACAUUGUUUUGGGAAGAGACAGUGCUGUCACACUCCACUUUGGCAAUGGUGUACAACAGUACCGAGCGUAUGCAUUGAAGAGCGAGUCUAUCACCAACACUCUCGAGUAUUUGUUGCACGACAUCAUCAAUUCUCUCGAGUCGAGAGUGGAGCUACUCAUCGAUAACAACGACGUCGACCAAUCCAAUAUGUCAAAGAGCACAGAGAUAACACUACCAAGAAGAGCAUCGGUCCAGUGGAUCAAUAACAACAUCGAGCUUUGCGACUACCUCUACGACGCUGAGGGUUACUACGAUUUCCAACAACGUAUACAGGAACUUACCAAUCUAGAGUUUUCACAUCAAUCCGAGAGUACUCAGAAUCAAAAUAACAAUAGUAGUUCAUUACCUAGUUGGAUUAAAUCAAUAGAGAAAAAUAAUAGUUUAUCAAAGAGCAACAAAACAGUUUCAUCAUUGCCUCCAACAACGACAACUAAAUCAACAACAUCCACUACAUCUACAAAGAAUCCAACAACCUCAACAACAACAGCCACCACUUUGACCAACAAACAACAAACAAAAUCCAACAGUAACAUACAAUAUUUGGCAAUUGCUGUAAUUAUUUUCAUUAUUGCAUUGGCAUAUCAGUUAAAUAAAUCUGAUGUUUAA
Messenger RNA from Heterostelium album PN500, 1422 nucleotides. RefSeq lists its product as uncharacterized. Gene Ontology annotation, cellular component: endomembrane system. The transcript is spliced from 4 exons. The coding region runs from base 1 to 1422 and encodes 473 amino acids. Gene Ontology annotation, biological process: intracellular protein localization. The record is from RefSeq and is a predicted model, not a curated record. Lineage: Eukaryota; Evosea; Eumycetozoa; Acytosteliales; Acytosteliaceae.